Messenger RNA from Asparagus officinalis (garden asparagus), 520 nucleotides. RefSeq lists its product as uncharacterized. The transcript is spliced from 4 exons. NCBI's taxonomy places the organism in Eukaryota, Viridiplantae, Streptophyta, Magnoliopsida, Asparagales, Asparagaceae. The record is from RefSeq and is a predicted model, not a curated record. The coding region runs from base 128 to 520 and encodes 130 amino acids.
AUGAUGACGGAGCUGAUGCCGGCAGAGAAAUUAGGGUUGGGGAUUGGGCGAUGCCACCGCCUCCAGCUCAGGUUCUGCUGCCACAGUGUGUUGUGUGCUAUCGGCACGCAACGACGAGGUGCUCGAGAUGCAAGGCUGUCAGAUACUGAAAACAAGUGAGACCAACAAAGCAAAUCGUGAAGGUCUAGAAUAUAUGCACACUACGGGGACAAUAAGUUUUGCGAGGAUUCGCCAAAAAAUGGAAAAUGAGUUGGGAAGACCUCCAAGUGAAGCUGAAAUGUUUAUUGAGACCCGUAAAAAGAAGAUAAAUCCACAAGGAGAGAAAACAAUCAAUUUGAUAGGUGCUUUAGAAGAACUCAAAUCUCAAGAUGAAGAUGAUGAUGCAUGGGAUUUAGUCAAGAAAGAUGAACAUCCUGGACGUGUACGUCUUAGGGGGAGGGGUGUCACUAAAACCAUGCUCCAGAAUAAAAAUAAAAAGAUCAUGGAUUCCUCUGAGCAAGUUCCAGAAUCUGUUAAGUGA